CAUACUAACAUGUUGCAAGUAAUCCCUCCGUCGAUUACGUUCGUGAUAAGAGAAGCUCUGACAUUUAGAUAAAAUAUUUCCUUGGCUAGAGUUCAGUUUAGUGCUGAACGAUAUUCGAACAAUAUGUGCUGAACAUAUCAUGCCCAAGGAAAAAUCAUCCAAACGUGUCAAUUGCGAUAUUCGCUUUGACAAUAAUCCCAAUGGAAUUUUCAAAGCGGGAGAUGCAGCUUCGGGGUCAGUUAGUCUGACAUUGACUCAAGCUAAAAAAGUUAGAGGAAUUUGCUUGGUCAUAACUGGCUUCGCUGAAACCUUCUGGGACGACAAGGUUCCUCACGGUCCCAAAAAUAAGAAAACCAAAGCUCAGUUCAAAGGCCGCGAAGAAUAUAUAUCACAAAAAUCUUAUCUAAUUGGAUCGGAAACUGGCAGUCCACUAGACCUUGCAACUGGAACCACCCACUAUUACUUUCGGUUCAAUGUUCCGCCAUUGGCUCCCACCUCAAUGGAAGGGAAAUACGGUCAUGUAAGAUACCUCGUAAAAGUGACCCUCGAGCGACCCUGGAAGUACGACCAUAACUUUCAAAUUCCAUUUACCGUUUUGGCUAAAACCGAUUUUGACGAAAGCAACGCAAAUCUGAAGAAACCCGUAAAAAUGGAAGAUCAAUUGAGAUUCUACUGUUGGAUCUGCAAGUCAGCUCCGCUGAUGGUGAAAGCAACCGUUCCCAAGACCCUGUUUAUUCCGGGUGAAUCGAUAGAUGUCCUAAUUGAGGUUGACAACCUUAGCAAGGAGGAUGUCUCCGAAAUCAUUGUAAAAUUUCAAAAAGUAGUAAAGUUCUUAAGUCAGGUGCAGAUCAUAGACAACACUCAGCUGUUCGCUGAAAACAAGCUAAUCAAACAAGAGACCAUAGAAUUGCAGAGAACUUCUGCUGUUGCCAAACUGACAAACGCAAAAUUCGAGAAACAUUUCCUUGUCGGACCGAUCACUCCGACGGAAGACCGCCAGAGCAAGAUCAUGAAAAUUGGAUACGAAAUAGACAUCCUGGUUAAGCCGAAAUUAUCAACGCAAAGGAUUCAGCUCAACAUUCCAGUCAUCAUUGGUUCGGUCGGGGCCAAAACGGAGGAGGCACUGGAGAUUGCCAUGUCCACCGGGGUGGCAAAACUGGCAGAGGGACUGAAUCGGGAUCAACCGACAGCUCCUCCACCACCGUAUGCCGAGAACCAGUCCAGUUUGUAUCCGUUGAGCUCGUUGCAACAGGCGUACGGAAGGGAGAACAGUACUGAUGAAUGAAAGAUAAGAUUGGCGUAUGGUUUAUGAGAUUAUGUAGAGUUUUAAUAUCGUUCAAGCAUGGAGCAAAAAUAUGAUCAAAUAUAGAACUAUAGUAAAUAUGUUUUGCUAUGUCAUUUGAAUAAAGAAUUUAUACUAUUAUUUAAA
Molecule: messenger RNA, 1429 nt
Organism: Armigeres subalbatus
Lineage: Eukaryota; Metazoa; Arthropoda; Insecta; Diptera; Culicidae
Product: arrestin domain-containing protein 3-like
Exons: 2
Coding region: 140-1285 (381 amino acids)
Biological process (GO): protein transport
Cellular component (GO): cytoplasm
Source: RefSeq, a predicted model, not a curated record